Aspergillus clavatus NRRL 1 is the source of this 1593-nucleotide messenger RNA. RefSeq names its product glycerophosphocholine acyltransferase. Bases 1 to 1593 code for a protein of 530 amino acids. The record is from RefSeq and is a predicted model, not a curated record. NCBI's taxonomy places the organism in Eukaryota, Fungi, Ascomycota, Eurotiomycetes, Eurotiales, Aspergillaceae. The transcript is spliced from 2 exons. Gene Ontology annotation, biological process: phosphatidylcholine biosynthetic process.
AUGGAGGGUGCCGGACUUGAUGAUCACCCUGGAGGAGGGAGAACAGCCCAGGUGACGGGCGCCGGAAACUCGCCUUUGUUGCCACCGGCGGCUGUCGACGACAUGGAUGCCGUGUAUGAUACGGAUGAAUAUGCGCCCUCCUCUACUCGCUCCUACUCGCCAACUGCCUCACCUCCAAGUCUGUCACGAAAUCAUUCCUUUUCGUACCAAGAUGACUGGGAUACCUUCCCUCCUUUGGAUAAGCUCACCGUGUUCGACUUGCUCGACAACCUUUCACUUUCCCAGAAACUUGAGAAAUGGCAACAUGCUAUAAACGUGCAGAAAGAGAAGGUCAGAAAGCAGCGAGAAAAGCUGAAGUAUACCUCGAUGCACGCAAAGGAUCGAGUUGUGGGAGAGUGGAAGCGACGCGUGCCUACAGCUGAUGAGCAGUUGGAUAAAUACCGUCACCGGAUGAAGGACGGAGUCAAGAGACUAGAGAAGCAAUGGAAUGCUACGGCCACUGUGACUCUGCGUGAGAAGAUCUCGUUCAUUGCAGGUGUUCUCAAUAUUUUCAUCAGUGGCUAUCUUAUCGGAGCCUAUCCGGAGUACUUUUAUAUCUGGUUCAGUGUACAGCUGGCCUAUUUCAUGCCGAUUCGAUACUACGGAUACCAUAAGAAGGGUUACCACUAUUUCUUGGCCGACCUCUGCUACUUUGUCAACAUGCUAUGCAUGCUCAGCAUUUGGGUCUUUCCAAGAUCCAAGAGACUUUUCAUCAGUACGUUCUGUCUCACUUUCGGAAAUAAUGCCGUUGCUAUUGCAAUGUGGCGGAAUUCUAUGGUUUUCCAUAGCAUGGAUAAAGUCGUCAGUCUUUUUAUCCACAUCAUGCCGCCUGUGACAUUGCAUUGCCUUGUCCACCUUACCCCCUCCAAAGUGCUGCGCGAGAGAUUCCCGGCCAUCUACGACAUCAAAUUCAGCAAGCCCGGCUCCCCCAACCACUACUCACUUCUUUCCAUGAUGCUCUGGGCCACCGUGCCGUACGUCAUCUGGCAAUUAACUUAUCAUUUCUUCAUCACUGUACGCCGUGCCGAGAAGAUUGCCGCUGGACGGCCUACUAGCUUUACCUGGCUUCGCAAAUCUUACGCAAAGACCUGGAUCGGGAAGUUGGUUAUAAACCUUCCCGAAGCUCUACAGGCGCCCGCUUUCAUGAUGAUCCAAUAUAUUUACGCUGUGCUCACCAUGAUUCCUUGUCCCAUUUGGUUUAGAUACCGUUGGGCUAGCGGUGCAUUUCUGACUGCUCUAUUCGUUUGGAGUAUCCAUAACGGCGCGACCUAUUAUAUUGACAUCUUCGGCAAACGUUUCCAGAAGGAACUAGAGGAGUUAAAGAAGGAUGUUGCCCGUUGGCAAGCCUCCCCGGCUGGAACAACAAGCCCAACACUAUUGGAUUCGGAGAAUGCCUCAGCCGCGGGAGCUCGUAUUCUGGAUGAUUCGACCUCUGCCCAUAAGGAAUGCGAUAAAGCAAGCCUUGACCAGAUCCCUCCUCUUGACGCUCAUGCGGCCACAACUGGCUCAGACAAAGCCAACAUUACCACUGACACAAUGCGCGAGAGAAGAUAA